AUGAGUAAAAAUAUAGUUAAGGCAAUCAAAACAAAGAAGUCCGCUUACCGUAAUGAGCUGGCUUUUAGUGAUAAGAAUUUAUUGUUAGCUAAUAGCGAAAUUUUAGUAUUUAGAGCUUAAAAUGAAGCAAAGCUUAUAUUUUUUGCAAUUUUUAGUUAACUACAAACAGAAACUUUAUUACAAGAAUUAACUCCCGAUGAGACUUUCAUUAUAAAGGAAAUGAAAUUCCUACCUGAUACGGAGUAAUUUUAGUUUAAGUAAGCUGAAGGAAAAUCUUAAUCUGGCAACCAUAAAAACAUCUUAGCUAUUGUUGACAAUUAAAAUAGAGUAUAUUUAAUAGAUAUUGAAGUUGAUUAUGAAAAUGGAAAAAUGGCUUGUAUAAUUUUUGCUGAUAUGCCUAGUAGAGAGUAAGAAAUGUGUUAAUAAAUAUUUUGGUUAGGCGAGCAUUUGAUGAUAUUAAAGGAAGGGUUGUUAAUAAUAGAUCGUAAGUUAAAGCUAAAAAACCGUAGCAUAAUGUAGAAAUAGCAAUAUUUAGUUGGAUCGAAGGAAAUCGCAUGCAAAAGAAUCGUUGCUGGAAAGACUCAGCAAAAUAAAAAGUUCUUCUACGGUAUCUGUGGAAAUGCAAAUUCAGUAUUUUUAAAUGAAAAGGAUAAUUAGACACUCUUCUUUGCUAUUUCUCUAACAUAGAAUUCAGAUUUAUUGGAUAUUUACCUCUCUGCUUAUAAUGAUAUAAUUGUGGCUACCAAAUCAGGAACUCUGUAUGCUUUGGGAAGUGAGAAAUUAGAUAAAUUACAAACAUAUAACACUAAAUUAGAAGAAGAUGAAUUUGUGGUAGAAACUCACAUGGAUAAUGCUUUAACUUCAAUAUUCCUUCUUACGAAUAAAAAUUAGAUAUACCAUAUUUUUAUUUAAAAAGCUAAGCUCAAAGACGGUUCAAUAAAAGUGUUUAAAUCAAAAGGUACUUUGAGAUUCCACAACAAGAACGUAAUCUUUACUUUUUGUGUACUUGCAAUUCCUGAAUCUAUAGAAUAAUGCUUAUUUAAAUAAAAUGAAAAUAAUUAACAAAUACAUACUUCAUUCUAGACUUUUAAGCCAUCACUUUCUAAUGUUAAAUACUUACUAUUUUCAUUAUUGGCUUCAGAGGAAGUAAUGAAAAUAUUCUCAGUAGAUCUAAGCACUCACGAUUAAAUAUACCAAGAUUCUGAUAUUGAAUUAGAAUUCCCAGUUACCUAUCUAGAAUAAGUUGACCUUUAAAAUUUAGGCAGCAUCAUUCCUCCAAAUAAAGUCUCUUCAAAUUAAUAACUUCCAAGCAAUGAUGAAAUAAAUAAUUUGUUUUAAGCUCUGCAAUAAAAUACAAAUUAAAAACCUUAGCAAUAAAUAAUCUAAUAGCAAACAUAUGAGAAAAUAUAAAAUCCUAAAAUAGUCAACACUUAAGAAGUAGUUGAGUAAAAGCCAUCAUCUAAGCCAGUUAACCCUUCUAUUUUACCCUAGCAACAAGAUCCUAUCUUAGGCUUGCUACUAAAUUAAUUUGAGUAGCAAUAAUAAUAGUAGAUUUAAAAUUAAAUAUAGCAACCUCAACAACCUAAUCUUUUGAAAGAGUAAUCUUCAUACACAUCUCAUGAGUAAAAAGAAGUGAGAAAGAAGAAUUAAAUUAGAACUCUUACCAACCAAAAUGAAUAUAAUGUUGAGCCUGAGGAAAAGGAAUACAACGAUCAGGUAUCUCAUCACAGCCAUCAUUAACACUCUGAGCAUAAAAACUAUUUAGAAGAAAUUAAGGAUAAUAAAAUAAAUAAAAUAUUCGAUGAGAAUGUAGAUAGGAUGACUAACUAGUUAGAUGAAUAUUUCGAAAAAAAAUUCAAUAAACUUGAUGCACAAAUUUCAGCAAAAAUAGAAAAAAUUAGAAAAGAAGAUGAUAUAGUCAAUAUGGUAGAGAAAAGUACCUAGUGCCAAAGAGAUAAACUUGAAUAAUUUUUGCAUGACGAAAUGGAGGUCCAAUAUAAAAGUUACGUUGAGUAAAAUAUGAAAACUUACAUGAUAGAUAUGUUCCAAUAAGUCACAAAAAUUUUUGAAAGAGGACAAAAGUUUUAUACGGAUAAGAUUUAACAAGAAAAAGAGAAAUCUAAAAUAUAAAAUGAAAAUUCAGAUGAAAUACUCAAUAUUGUCAAGAAAAUAACAAGUCCAUUCUCUGAAUCAACAAUCACCUCCAAAAAAAUCCUAACUGAAAUUGUUCAGCUAUCCACAGAGAGAAAAAACAAAAUGGACAACUUAGAAAAGCAAUUAACUCAGCUAAUAACUAAGCAAGAUUAAAUAGUGACAAGAAUUUCAACUAUGGAAAAAACAUUGCAAGAAGAAAUGGCGCCUCAAAAGAUUUAAAAAAUCAUUGAACAAUCUGUUGCAAAUCAAAUCCAGAAACUAUAGUAUCAAGGAGCAACUACUAAAAAUGAUAAUGUAGUUAUUUAGCAAAUUAAAAAACCUCCUCAUUAAUUACAGAGUGAAAUUAAUUCAGCAAACGAAUCAGGAGGUGAUAAUCCUCGCAGAAAGCCUAAAAAGAAACUUGUAGGAGCUAACUCAAACUUUUGA
Tetrahymena thermophila SB210 is the source of this 2580-nucleotide messenger RNA. RefSeq lists its product as hypothetical. NCBI's taxonomy places the organism in Eukaryota, Ciliophora, Oligohymenophorea, Hymenostomatida, Tetrahymenidae. The transcript has 5 exons. The record is from RefSeq and is a predicted model, not a curated record.